Stylonychia lemnae is the source of this 801-nucleotide messenger RNA. The record is from the annotation of a GenBank genome assembly. NCBI's taxonomy places the organism in Eukaryota, Ciliophora, Spirotrichea, Sporadotrichida, Oxytrichidae.
AUGAGAAACCAAAAGAACAGGUCACAAAUGGGAGAGUAUCGCUUGCAAUAAUUACAAUAAGUGGGUGUAAAGACUUAAAAUAAUAGUGCUUAAGAUUAGCAGAGAUACUUUAAUGGACUAAUAGUUAUGAAGCAGAGCAUUUAAGAUCGAUAUGAUAACUACAAUCGACUUGCGAAUCAAAUCUUAGAGGGGUAGAAGAAAUAAUUAUGCAAUCAAAGCACAUUAUAGCAGAUCCAUGAGUUUGAAUACUAGAAAUUGGAAAGAAGGCAGAACUUCUUUAACGAUAAAGAGUCUGUUAGAACAAUUACUAGAAGUGCUUCUCAAGAUGGAUUGUCUCAUGAGCAUCUGCCCAAAAUUUCAAUGUAUGAAGGUUAGAAUUAAAUCAAUAUUGGAAACAAUAUGAAUCAGAGAAGGGAAUUAAGGAGUAGACAUAUAAGAUAUUCUUCUCUGGAUUAAAAUGAUGUUGAGAUUAGAGUCAAAUAAUAGUUACAACAAUAAACCCCAAAAAUUAAAUACAUAACCCCCAUAAAUACUUUCACAAAGCCAUAACUUGAUUUAAGUUAAGGCUAUGAAGUUCCCAGAUCUCUAAAUAAGACUGAACUCGGGCACUACAAGGAGAUAAAAUUGUUCAGCGAUUAAUAAUCUUGGAGUGAUAUCAAGCCAGUCAAUCAAAAUAUAAAAAGUGUUUAUAAGAUGAAAAAUAGAAAUAUAAGUCUUGAUAAAAGUGUUCUUGGAAGAAAGAAACUUUAAAGUAUUUAAAGAUAGUCAUUAGAGUAAGGUAUAUAAAUAAAUGAUAUGUGA